UUUAUUCUUUUUUAUCCUCUCUCAAAUUUGUCUUCAGAUGGUUAAAAAACGGCAGCUGUGGUAACGCGCCGCACCUUGAGGGAAAAAUCCGAAGCAGAAACGCCGCCGUUUUGAUGGCUUCUGUGUUUCAGUUGCGGCGUCGUUCUCUCUGCACGUCGUCCUCGAAAUGGAGGGUGAAGCAGGUGACAAUUUCCAACUUCGAAGAGUCCCUGCAAGAGCUAAAGACUCACAUCUCUUCCUCCGACUAUGUCGCCGUAUCUAUGGCCAAGACCGGCUCUCCGUCGCCGCCGUCCUGGCUCCGCCCUCUACCUUUCGACACUGCUCAGACCGCCUACUCCAAGGCCCGCCGCGCCGCCCACCGCUUCCAGCUCCUCCACUUUGCAGUAUGCCCCUUCUCCGUUUCCAGCUCCGACAAACUCCUCGCUCACCCUUAUAAUUUCGUGCUGUUUCCGAGAGACGAAUUGAAAAUGGGGAUGCCUGCUUACAGCUUUUCGUGUCAGACAUCGCUUCUCGCCUCCAUGGCUCGCCGGGGCUUUGAUUUCAAUGCUUGCGUUUAUAAUGGCAUAUCAUAUCUAUCUAGAGCUCAAGAGUCAGCAGCUAAAGUUCGUCUUGGAGCUGCUCUCUCUUCUUGUCAAGUGGUGAAAUCUUCUUCAUCACCAACUGUUGCGGACACAAUUUUUGUUGAGAGGAUUAGAUCACGGAUUGAAUGUUGGAGAAAGACACGUGAAAGCUCUGGCACAAGCACAGGCAGAGAUGAAGAACUUAUCAACUCCCUUAGGAAUAUUGUCCUGGGCAGUGAACAGUUCAGAUCAAGACCUUGCAUGACUAUAGAUGUAUGCAGUGAACGUCAAGUGCAACUAAUUCUUGAGAUGUUGUUAGACCACUCAGAUGAUCUUCUUCCUUUGCUGAUCCCUGCAAACAGCGGGACCAUACAUGCAAUACGAAUUGUUCUGGCAACUUCAAAAGAAGAUAAGGAAUCAUUGGAGAGAGAGCUUCAGAAUUUUGAAGAGGAGAAAAGCAAGAAAAUUCGUGGAUUUCGAGAGGUGAUCGAUUCAAUCUCUGCUUCCCAGAAACCUGUUAUCUGCUACAAUUGCCUUAAUGAUUGUACUCUAAUCCAUUCAAAAUUCAUUGCACCACUUCCACUGGAGGUAGAUGAAUUUUUUAGCUCUUUGCACUCAGUUUUUCCCAAUGUACUUGACAUAAAUUACUUGAUGAAGAAACAUGGAACCAUGAGAAAAAUGACCAACAUUCCGAGUGCUAUAUCCUACUUGAAUAGUAAUUUCUUUGCACCAGUUGAUAUGGAAAUUCCUGACCAAGCUACUGUAAAAGAAGGCAAGAUUCAUGGACUUAAUGCAUUAAGACUAGGCUAUUUAUUCAUGAAGCUAUGCUCUAUAUUGAAAAUUUCCCCAAAUGUAACUGAUUCUGGCAAUAAGCAUUUGGAUCCAGAGCUUGAAGACUUCACCAAUGUAUUCCAUCCACGGUCACAUCCAAUCCAAGAUUCAUCUAAUGCCGGGAUUGUUGGCGUGUGGACCAAUAAUGCAAGAAAAAUCAGUUGUGAACAUUUGGUUUUCUUAUGGGGAUUCAAUCUUGGUAUGACAGCCGGCAUGCUAAAGAAUUUACUUCGUUCAUCGCACAAUAUAUUUUCAGGAGAGUUUGAUGUUAAAUUGGUGGACAAGAGUUGUGCCAUUAUUGUUUUCUGGCAACCUGGAGUAUCAAAACAAUUUGUAGACAUGAUGAAUAGUGAAGAAAUGAGCGGAGACUUAAAGGAGUUGGUGGCAGAUGGUCUGAGGGUAACCAGUUAUGAGACCUAUGACAGAAUAUGCAGGCUAGGUUUGUGGGAGAUGGAUCUUAGGGAGUCACUUGAAAGAGCCUUGGAAAGUUCUUCCUGUCAUAAGGAGAGUAAUUGUGAGAGAAAAUCCUCUGAAAUUCAUUGGUAUAAUGACAAUGUAAUUAACUUGGAUGAUCUUUAAUGUUGUGAUGUACUCUUAUUAUUGAAAUCUUGGUUAUCUUUCAUUGAUUUUUUGGUGUGAUGUUGAACUUGUCAUUUAGCAAGAUGCUCAAUCACAGGUAUCAAGCUUGCAAUUA
Vigna umbellata (rice bean) is the source of this 2085-nucleotide messenger RNA. RefSeq names its product Polynucleotidyl transferase, ribonuclease H-like superfamily protein. Gene Ontology annotation, molecular function: 3'-5'-RNA exonuclease activity; RNA binding. The record is from RefSeq and is a predicted model, not a curated record. NCBI's taxonomy places the organism in Eukaryota, Viridiplantae, Streptophyta, Magnoliopsida, Fabales, Fabaceae.